Lottia gigantea (owl limpet) is the source of this 815-nucleotide messenger RNA. RefSeq lists its product as hypothetical. Gene Ontology annotation, molecular function: SNAP receptor activity. The transcript has 7 exons. Bases 70 to 669 code for a protein of 199 amino acids. Gene Ontology annotation, biological process: endoplasmic reticulum to Golgi vesicle-mediated transport. NCBI's taxonomy places the organism in Eukaryota, Metazoa, Mollusca, Gastropoda, Lottiidae. The record is from RefSeq and is a predicted model, not a curated record. Gene Ontology annotation, cellular component: Golgi apparatus.
GUCACUUCCAACAACAAGCUGUUUAUUUUUAUCUAAGCAUUUAGGUUGAAACCAAAGAAAAAACUCAAAAUGAAAUUAUUUGCAUUAUCAGUUUUAUAUAAAUCACCUGAUGGUAAAGUAAAUCAGUUAAAAGCUGCCCAUGAAUUAUCAUCAUUUGGUUAUUUUCAAAGAGGCAGUAUCAAAGAGUUUAUGGACUUUACCAGUAAAAUUAUAGUAGAAAGAACAGCUCAGUGUUCUAGAGCUUCUGUUAAAGAACAGGAGUAUAUAUGUCAUGUAUCUGUACGUAGUGACAAUCUAGCUGGUGUUGUUAUAGCUGAUCAUGAGUAUCCGCAGAGAGUUGCUCAUACUUUAAUUAACAGAGUAUUAGAUGAAUUUAGUUCUAAAAUAUCACAACAGCAAUGGCCAGUUAUAAAAGAAAGUGAAGUAAAUUUUACCACAUUACCUGAUCACUUACAGAAAUAUCAGGAUCCAAAACAAUCAGAUGCCAUGACCAGAAUUCAGUCUGAUUUAGAUGAGACCAAAAUUAUUUUAUAUAAUACAAUGGAACAAGUAUUAGAAAGAGGUGAAAAAUUAGAUGACUUAGUUGAGAAGUCAGAAGGUUUGAGUAUGCAGUCGAAAACUUUCUACAAAACGGCCAAAAAGACCAAUUCUUGUUGUGUUAUAUUAUGAAGUGUCAGUUUUAUUUUAGCUCAAUUCAGUUCUAUUAAUUUAUCGACCCUUUUCAUAAAUCAAAACAAGAUCCACUUCGAAUGACUACAGGUCGUAGCUUUUUAUUGUCAACAAGGUUAUGAAAGCACAGGUUCAGGGUUUUGCAG